This is a messenger RNA of Amphimedon queenslandica, 786 nucleotides long. RefSeq lists its product as uncharacterized. The record is from RefSeq and is a predicted model, not a curated record. The coding region runs from base 25 to 681 and encodes 218 amino acids. The transcript is spliced from 3 exons. NCBI's taxonomy places the organism in Eukaryota, Metazoa, Porifera, Demospongiae, Haplosclerida, Niphatidae.
GGAAAGGUGUGUCCAGCUUGAAAGAUGGCAGAGUCAACAAUUGUGAGGAAUGAUUCUGGUAUUGCUAACGAGGUUCUGAGGAGAAACGUCCCCUUAGUGGUAGAUAGCUGCCAUCCAAACUGUGUCCAGUUAGCUGAUAAACUUUAUUCCAAAAGAAUCAUACCAGAUGAGACCUGGAGAAAAGCAAAGGACACCAUGACUGGCCACACAAUUGAUCAAAGGAUCAGUGAUAUGAUUUCUGUUGUAAGGGACUCUAUUAGAACGGAUGGAUCAAUGUUCAGGACUUUUACUGAUAUAUUAAGAACAGAAGAUACGUUACCACACAAUAAAUUAGCUGAUGUUCUGGAUAAGGAAUAUGAUUGCUUAGUUGAAGAGGGAGUAUCAUAUGAUAGUACAACCGGUGAGACUAUCACGGAAUUAGCAGUUUCUAAAGAGACGUCAGCCAUAGAGCCACAGAAUUCUAUUGUCAUAAAUGUUCCUGACAGUUAUCGCAUAAUGGAACUCAAGGAGGAACUGGAAGAGUUAAAAUCUGAUUUAAAAGCCGAGUUAAAAAAGAUUGGAAAUAUUUUUGAAGACAUUGAUCUUGAUGAAGUAGAAGAAGGGGUUAAAGAAAUUGGAAACGAAUUGGCUGAAAAAGCUCUCAAGUGGAUGGAUACUAAAUUAGAUUCGCUGUUCAGUUGAAAACUUAAAGCAUAAACAAAACAUGAACACAAUAAUUUAUUCCCUAAAUUCAGAAAAUAGAACAUAAUUAUUCUUGAUAUCAUUUCUGGUCAUUACUCAGCUAUA